GAUCUACUCGCGCAGCCUCUGCCAGAGCCUUUUUGCGACAACGUACAUAUCCACAGCCCGAAAAUCUUUCAAUUGAAGAAAUCGAAAUUACCGGCAACUCAUCGCAAUGAAGUUCAGCACUCUCGCCUCCUCUGUCCUGUGCCUGAUGGCCUCCCAGCUUGUCGCUGCGGAAACCGACACCACCAGUACCUCGACGGUGACGAACUAUGUCACCGCGACGCUGGUCCACGUUGACACCGUGACCUCUCCUAGCAGCGUGGCGCCUUCGACUUCCUCGGUGUUCGUCACUCCGAGCAGCCACGCGGUCUCGAGCAGCCGGGUCGCCAGCAGCUCUGCCGCCGCCAGCUCCUCUGCGCCUGCCUCCUCGUCGUUCGCCUCCGUCACCGUGACUUCGAGCAUCCCCGCCGGCACCUCGGUUGCCGCUGCUACUUCCCCUGCCGUGGGUACUUCUGGAGCCGACGGCAUGGUCGCCAAGAUGCCUGCUGUGCUGGUUGCGGGAUCUAUGGCGCUGAUCCUGGGUGCGCUCUAAAUCAAUUCAGCGCUGCCGGCUUUGUCGCAUACUCUUCACGCGCUGGAACCUUGAGAGGAAUGGUUUCGACCAUGACUCGAUUUAUUAUUCUCUGCUUCGACCGCCUAUAUUAUUUCUCCACGGGACAUUGUGAUCGACUGUGCUCGGGACAAUGGGCCUAUCUACUACGGAUACUUUCUUGAUUAUACCCCUUAUGAUGUUUCGGAUUUC
Molecule: messenger RNA, 739 nt
Organism: Aspergillus eucalypticola CBS 122712
Lineage: Eukaryota; Fungi; Ascomycota; Eurotiomycetes; Eurotiales; Aspergillaceae
Exons: 1
Coding region: 107-529 (140 amino acids)
Source: RefSeq, a predicted model, not a curated record